AUGCAUUCUAGCUGGAUUCAUGUGCUGGGACUGCUGGCCCUGUUUCUUAUCGCCACCCUGGCUCCAGGUGAUGCUUCUCCCUUCGACGAGAGACGCCACAGAGGAUGGAAUCCAGGGCCCAGACCAAUUCCGCAGAUUCCCACCACACCACCUUUCAAUCCAUAUGGAUAGGGAAACAUCUAUCUAUAUCUAAGAACUUAAUAAAUAUAGAAAAAUAGUCCUAAUCGUUUACAAUACAUAAUGCAUAUAUGUACAUGGAAUGUCACAUGUUGCAUGUAGAAAGAGUUUUCUAUAAUAAGAAUUCGGCUGUCAAUCAA
Messenger RNA from Drosophila teissieri, 317 nucleotides. RefSeq lists its product as uncharacterized. The transcript has a single exon. The coding region runs from base 1 to 171 and encodes 56 amino acids. NCBI's taxonomy places the organism in Eukaryota, Metazoa, Arthropoda, Insecta, Diptera, Drosophilidae. The record is from RefSeq and is a predicted model, not a curated record.